CUGUUUUUUUCCCUCUCUUCGUCCUUUGAGUGCGGUUCUCGGCGCCACAGGAGCUCGGCCCCGGCCCCGCAGACAGCGCGGGUUGCAGCCGGGAACUCACCGCCAGCUCUUCCCCUGCGCGGCGAGGGAGGGAAUCCCUCGCACUGACGCGGCCAAACUUCUGCUAGACGCCGGCGCGGAGCCUUCACUCCCGCCCGCCCCGCUGCACCGCCCGGGGACGCGCCAGCCCGCGGCCACCUCCAGCUUCCCCCGAGCGGCCGGGCCCCCUCCCAGGCACCCCGGUCACAAGCGGACAAUGUCCCAUCAGAAACGACCAGGAGUGCAAAGGGUUGAGGUUGAUGUCGCCUGGGGGAGGACUGCGGCAAGGCGGCACCCACCCAGGGGAGCCCCAGCCGCGGAGCCUUCGCCCACCACCGGCAGCGCUCCGCGGGCGCGCAGAGAGGGACACACCACCCAGGGAUGCCGCAGCCGCAGGUCCCUCCUGACUGGCGAAGCUCAAGGAGCUCCUCAUGAAUAUGCACAGCCCCCCCCGAGAGCCGGCCGCGGGAUGACCCCCUCCCGGGGGCGCCCCGCCGAGCCCUGCCUCCCCUCCGCGUCCCCUCGCCGGGGGCCAGGGCUGCUUUUGGAGAUGCUAGAAUAUGAACAUUGCAGACUGAACAGAAUAACAAAGCUCACUUAAAGUAAGAGUGUCCAGCGAUGUUCAGGAGCUACAAGAACUUUUGAAACUUUCGAACAGCUGAAAAUGUACAGUCUUAAAUGCUGCAGUCUCAGAGCCCUUUUUCUCUCAAUGCUCUGUAGGUCAAUGCAAAUUCCUGAAGCUGAAGGAAAAGGUGAAAUUCUACCUCCAACUAUACAAAAAAUAAUAAAAGGAUACAACAAGUAUCUACGUCCUUUUUUUGAUAAUGGUCCCGUGUCAGUUGGAAUGAGUCUGGAUAUUGCAAGCAUUGAUACAAUAUCAGAAAUAAACAUGGACUACACAGCUACCAUAUUUCUAAGGCAGCGAUGGACUGAUGAGAGACUUUGUUUUGAUGGUAAUAAGAGUUUAAGCUUAGAUGGUCGGCUUGUGGAAAUGCUUUGGGUACCAGAUACCUUCAUAGUUGAUUCAAAAAAGUCUUUUCUUCAUGAUAUCACUGUUGAGAAUCGUCUUAUAAGAAUAUACCCCAAUGGAACAGUCUUAUAUGCUCUGCGGAUCACCACAACUGUUGCAUGCAGUAUGGAUCUGACCAAAUAUCCAAUGGAUAAGCAGACGUGUACUUUGCAACUGGAAAGCUGGGGUUAUAAUAUCAAUGAUGUCACGUUUUACUGGACUAGAGGAAAUGAUUCAGUUCGAGGUUUGGACACACUCCGACUGGCACAAUACACGGUAGAAGAUCACUUUACUUCGGUAUCUGAAGCAGUAUAUGAGACAGGACAUUACCCAAAACUAGUGUUUCACUUUGAACUCAAGAGAAACAUCUUGUAUUUCAUACUAGAAACGUAUGUACCAUCAAUCCUACUGGUUGUACUCUCCUGGGUAUCAUUUUGGAUAAGCCAGUCUUCAGUUCCAGCCAGAAUCUGCAUAGGUGUUACCACAGUCCUUACUAUGACAACACUGAUGAUGGGAGCCAGGACUUCGCUCCCAAAUGCUAAUUGCUUUAUUAAGGCAAUUGAUGUGUACCUCGGCAUCUGCUUCAGUUUCAUCUUUGGAGCACUGUUAGAGUAUGCUGUGGCUCAUUUCUGCACUCUGCAUCGACUCAGUUCAAAGGAACUUCAAAAGGAUGAGGAUGAGGAGGUUGAAGAAGAGAGGAAUGGAGUCCUGGCAGCAGUCACUAACAGUUCCAGCGACCCUGAUGAUAUGAACAAGCUCGAUUCAAACAAGAGCAGCAAAACCAGCGUUGAUGGAAAAAGGGAGAGAAGUAAACACAGUGGGUGUGGUUCUCCAAUGUCAGUAGUGAAAAGACUUUUCUGUAUCUUUGAUUGCUUACAUGUUAAAAAUCCUUACCACAUAGACAACUAUGCCAGGUUUUCUUUCCCGCUAUCUUUCAUCAUAAUUAAUGUAUUUUAUUGGGUGUAUUACUUGUAUUUCUAAGUAUUUGAAGGUGUAAAAUUGUUUUCAAGUUUAGAAAGUGGAUAUGAGAGGGGAAAUUGCAGAAGAAUUAAGAAGCUGCAUUUGGAUAAAGUGAUAUAAAAAGACAUGUUUUCAAGUAUUUCUACAAAGUUGCUUGUUAACUCACUUUUCCACUGUUAAGUAACUGUCACCCAAAACUGACUUUCCUAUUAGCAUGCAUGUCCCAUAUUAAACUAUUUGUCAGAGGCAAAUAAGUAUUUUUUAAUAUUUUAAUGGUCAACUUUGUAAAAAAGUUGCUUGUUUAUGCACUGCCUUGAAUACAUUUAAAACUAAAAGCAAUGAAGUGUUGUUUUCCUGCUAUGCUUUCCGUAUUCAGUUCCUUAUAGCUUUGUCGAUACUGCAUAAUUUUCCAGAUCAUAUAAGAAAAUGUUUACUUGCAGAUUGAAUUGGUUUUGCUUCAUAGCAAGAAAGAGGUUUGAAGGCAUGGGCUAUCAACACAAACCAAACAAUAUAUUCAUUUGUGUAAGGUCACAAAUAUGCUUCAAGACUCUUCCCUACAUCUUUAGACAGGACUCCCAUAGGCAUCAAAGACUUUUAUGAAUAAGUGCAAGGCAGAAUGUAGAAAUGGACUGAGUCCAAAAUGCUUAGAUCCAGAGAGAUGUUUUUCUCAAGGACAUACUUAGGUGUUGGCUAAUCCCUAAUGGAAUAUGGCCAUAUAUCCUGAUGUUUAUACUCUGUGCUCUGGUCAGUCACAACUGCCUGUGUAAAUAUUAUGCAGAGGAAAAAUCUGAUAUGCUUAAUUUUCAGCUUAGCAAAUUCCUUUUGAGUUACUUGCCAAUAAAUGUCAUGUAAAGAUGAAAAGACUUCUUGAAUUGAAAAGAAAGCCCUGGAUAUGCAAUAACUCUUGAUGAAUAAAUGAAAGUUUUAUACAGAUGAAAUUAUGACCCACAUGAGAGAAUGGUUACACUUGAUGAAAAACUGUAACAGUCUUUCUGAGUGGUCACUUCACUGAAAGAUAUUACAAAAAUUAUUCAUAUGGCAACUUAUUUCUUAUACUGCAAUCUGGAAAUUUAGAAGCUCUUAUUUUUAUACAUUUUUCCUGACCAUAAUAUAUGUGUGGGUUGCAUAUAUAUGUAUAAAUGUGUAUAUGUGCUUUUACAGACCGUGUACCUUGGCAUUUACGAUGAUCUGACACACUGCACACAUAGAAAUGCAUGAAAAAAAAAACCCAUAAUGUUGACACUCUUUGACACACCCUUCUACAAGUAAGCUGCUCAUGAAGAACAAGAGAAGAAGGAAAGUGCAAAAUGCCAGGGUGGGUUAGAUAUGCCCCUGCUCACAAAUAAAUCCUUGAAAAUCAUUGCACACUGGUAAACAAUUAUUAGGUAAAAAAAAAAUCCCCUCAGUAUUUUCAUUUUCUAAAUGGGUUGAGUACUGAAAAUUCAUUUCUCUUCUGAUUUCAGUAAUGCCUUUUACAAGGCUGAUCGAGGCAAUGUGGCUUCAAUAACAGUCUACUAGCUUUUGGUACCUUGUGGCUCUUCUGACUUUCAUAUAAAAGCAAAUGCAUUCAAGAAAUCAAACCAAGACUACAUGUGCUAAGUACAAUAAAAAAAAUCAUACUUUUUAUUUAACAUUCUGCUGUUGCAGAUUUAACCUUAAACCCUUUAUUCAGGAGCAGAUUCUAUGGUAUUUUUCUUGGAAAUGAGCUGUGGAACUGGACUCUGAGAUCUCUUUCCAGUUCUUACUCCCAUAAAAUUCACGGAAGGCAUAUGGUAAAGCUCUGUAUUUUUUUUUCCUGAAUUUGAAAUUUACGUUAAUCCUGAAUCUUUUCGAAUAGUUAUCCACCCAUUGCAAGUUACCUGUUGUAUUAACGCUAAAUUUGGGAUUUAUGUUUACUACACACAUAAAGUAAGCAUUUAGAGUUUUGUAGCUUCAAAUUAACUUGGAGAUAAUUCACCUUAAAUAUUAUUUUAGAAAGCUGUUGAAGGUCUGGACAGCUUUAUUUACAGUGCACUGGUCGAUAACGGGGUCUGUUUUCCCACUGAUGUGCUAAUUGUAAGCAGAGUUAGACACUGAAGUCUCUCAUGUUUACAUGAAAGAAUAAACUGCACAGCCAGAUUAUUUAUUAUUCUGCUUUGCAUAAUUCUGCAUUAAUUACUAAUUUGAAAAAACAAAACUCAGUUUGACAUGAAUUUGUGUAAGCAAAAGAUAUUCCCCCCAGGGAACAGGGGAACAGAUUUUCAAUAUGGUGUAUGAAGAAUGGAGAACAGCAUUUUAAUUAUUCCAUUAAAACAUGCAAAACUGUCCUGAGAAACUAUCAAAUUCCUUGGAGUUAACCGGAAAGGCUCUUCUCAGUAAGUGGUGUUCACAAACAAUGCAUUGAAGGCUAAUACUCAGAGGUAAUUUAGAGAUGGAGAUGUCUCUUUCUGAGCUAACGGGGACUGCAGUGGAGGUUGAAGCACUCAAAGCUGCCCUUGGCCAGGAAAAUGGCUUUGUUUUCAUAGCUGGUGAAAACGAAAAGGGAAAGACCUUGGACUUUCUGCCAUGAUCUUCUGGUUGGUAGUUGUCUUUCUUUUGCUUACUUUAUAAUGUUUUCUAAUUGGAAACCUUCCUAGACUCAUAAUUCAGAAAUAUCCUGUCGUAUUUUGAGGCCACUUGAGGCAAAUGUACAACUGGAUAACCGAAGCAGGUGAAAGGGAGAAGUGACACAAACGGGUGAUGCACCUUCAUGUAAUUUACUUUGCUAUUAGCAGGAGGUGUGCUACUUUUGACGUAUCUGGAGGCAGCAGCCACUCCAAGGAAUGGUUCUCCUUUCUCUAUGGAAUACCCGCAGGUCUGAUCUUCUGGUUUAGCAGCCAUCUCACAGGAGUACGAGCAUUGUGCAGACUAGAAAAACAUUUCUGACCUUAAUAAGCUCUUUGGUCUUAUUGCAUUUCUUAAUGGAAAAGUAAAUCUAUUAUCAAAAUAAAAUCCUUUACUGAGCUAUGUUUUUAAAUAUAGUAAAAAUUUUGAGAGAUUUUAGACGUUUGAAGGUAUUAAUCCUUGCCACCUUUCCACUUCGGCAAUUAUUUGGUGUGUUUCUCUGAUUCAGCCAUGUUGUAGGUAUGUAUCUCAGGCAGCCGACUUACUGGGAUGCUAUUUGGGAUGUUUUGAGAGUAUUUGAAACAUUCCACCUAAAUCAAAAGGGAAAUACUAAGAAACAUGGUAUUUUAGAACAGGCAUUCAUUAGCUCACUAAUAAAUUAAGAAGGCAUUUUAAUGAAUAUCAGAACAUUUAUUUUAAAACAAAAAUGACUAAAUAACCCAUCUAAAUAUUCCAGUCAACAUAUUCGUCAUGCAUAAGGAAGGGGCAUAUGUCUGUUGAUCUGAGUACCCACUUUCAGCACAGUGGCCUUCUUUAUUAUCAGUACAGCAAUAACUUGAAUAGCUCUGUUUCCUUCCUUGCAAAUAUCUCAAUUGUUUGUGCUAAUCAUUUUAAGAGAACUGCUAUGCUUUUUGGCAUGGGAAAACAUAUUAAAAAAAAUUAUGCUCCACGUUGUCACUCUGCAAUUCAAAAAGAAAUUACCAAAAAGAUUAGAGAUUAAAGAAAACCUACAUAACAGUAAAGCUGGUGACAGAAGAAGAAACAGAAAAAUGUAAACCUCGUGCUUUCUGCUGUCUGCUCUUUCCAGCUGUGUGGUGCAGCUGAGCGCGUAAAACACCACUGGGAGUGCAAUCUGAAAGGCUACUGGAGAACUGGUGCUGCUAGUACAAUUCACUCCAUGCAGCAGUAGAUGGAGCUAACUAACUGCUCUUCAUGAUUGAACGAGUAAAUGUAAAUGGCAAACAGCUAGUUAAGGAGGACUCUAGGGAAAAGCUAUUACAAGCUGACAUUUGUACUAUGGUAAGUAGGUCAUGUUUGUAGUGACACAUUAAUUAAAAUCAGACAAAACAGCAUUGUCAGGUGGAGUGUUGAGGACUUCUGUUUUUCACACUAAAGUUCAGGCUUCUCAAAUCCAGCCUAUUUCCAUCAUUUUAGCCACUGAAAUCAUUACCAUAGUCUGCCAGUCUGCAAUGUAAAUUUAUGAUCACAAUACCUUAUGUUUUAAGCCUGAAUCUUCUAUCCUCAUGUCAAGGUUUUCUCCUGCAGGUUAUAAUGUUCCAAAUCAAAAUAUUGUAUCAUCUCAGUAUUUCAAGACAGGCAGAACAGUGGCUGUACCAACAGUUUACCUACAAAUAUUUAAGAAUCCUAAAUAAAUGUUCUCAGGCAAUUCACUGGCACACUGCUAACAGUUGACACAAGAAUCAAAUUAAUUUUAAAAGCCAGUUCAAAUUUUUUUGAAAAGUUUAUCUUGAAGUAGGGUUUGUUGAAACAGUGGGAAACUGAGUCAGGGGAGUCUUCUGAGCUGAUUGCUGCAAUAACAAGCUGUCUCAACCUAGGUGCUGAAGACUGGAGUGUAUUCUGCUUACUGUGGAGAAGUGGGAACUUGACGGUACUUAAAGCAGAUAAACUUGACGUGAUUUUGAAGACUGCAAUGGAUUUGCCAUUACUUAUAUAACUUUAUAAUUAAAACCAGGGGUUCACUUCAAUAAGAUUGCUAAAUUCAGCUUUUCAUCAGUUUCCAUCUGGAGACAUCUUUCCCCAGCCCUAUCUGACAGUCAAACUUUCUAUCAUCAGAAAGAGAAGGAUAGGGGGGCAUUUGAGGGCAUUUCAGUCUCUUGAUGAGGGUUUACUCAUAUAACUUGGGUUCUGUGUUUCUUUUCAAACUGGAAUGGACCCUAUUUUUCCAUUCCAUAUCAAAGACGGUGGAAACUUCAGAAGGCAAAAUAACCCCACAAGAUUUUAGCACCAUCACAUGCACACAAAUCACAACCUGACUUCUUUUCAGUCUCUGCUCUGAAUUUAAAUUUAAUCAAUAUUUAACCACUGGAUAACUUCAUCUGUAUAAAUGCACAGCUGCACCACUACUUGCCAUAGCAGGUAACUUUUGGAACACAGACAGUAAAAGGAUUUGAUAUCAGGGUUAAUUGAUUUCUCAGAAAGCAGAGGAAUGUAAUUUUUCUGCUUUAAAGGCAGGUCAGGAAUGGAUCCAGAAUAGCACCUGCUCUAGCUGGGGCACGGCUGCUUUGGAAGCUGAACAAGCUGGCAAAGUUAGAAAAAAAUUAACAUGAGAGUAUAAAAUGGAUUUAGAACCUGAAUUACAUAUUGACAUAUUGACAUUCUCAUUUUGUAUGCCCCUGGCCCUCAUGCUGAUGUUGAUGUUGUUACAAACAUCCAUUGCAUCUCAGAAACAGUAACAAACUUGUGAGCUUUGCCAGCAUGGGGAAAGCUAGCAUUACACCCACUGAUAUAUCCUGGAAAGAUGCAGAAUAAGAGAUUAUUGUCUCCUCGUUUUCUAUGUCCCAGCUUCUUUAGGAGCUAGUUCAUUUCAGUCCACUUCCAGUUUUGGUUUAUUGAAAACCUGCUUUGGAUCAGUGCCAUGACAAGGUGAACAAGAAUCACAUAACACUGCAUUAGUCUCUUCUAAGGGAACCAUCUGCACAAUUCUAUGCAUUUAAAUGCUAGUCCAUUAGACUCAUAUGCUGAGCUAUGUUAUGCAUUCAGCUAAUUCAGUCCUAAUCAAAGUGCUUUUUAUUCACAGCAAUACAUUUUUGAUGAUAUCUUAUGAAUACAACUGUCCUUUUCAGUGGUAUUUCCCAUCCUUGUGAAGAAAAGAAGAUCUAUAGGAACAGCUUCUACCCUACACUAUCUGUCUAUGAGUUGGUUACAGGGACCUGGUCCAAUCCUUGCUGAAGUUUUAUAAGGCUUACCUUGACAACCUUUCAGUGCAUUUCUGAGAAUACGGGAACUGACAGUCUUGACCUCUCAAAAUGUCACAAUCUUCAAAAUAAUAGUAUAGCAGAUUAAAGUCUCAGGAAAUUCAGUAAGUAGCUAAAUAUAAAUUGUUCCUUGUUCUCAACUUCUUUCCCAGAAAGAUGAGUAAGAGACUGAGUAUCAUUUUAUCAUCUGUAGGUUACCUUUUCUGUAAGCAAGUGCACAUAAUGGCCUGAGCUGGUUUUCUCUCCUGUCAGAUAACUUGAAUUACCAUGCAGCUUUUUGCCAGCAGAAUCAAAAACUUUGUGUCUUUUGUAUCUCUGCAUACGCCUGUAUUCUGGCUGUAGCAUUUUCCUCUCUACAUUGUUCUUUGAUAAUGUCAGGUCUCCAGAUGCACUGUCAUGCUGUACUAAAGAUGACAGAGGGACAAGCCAAAAUCAUCAAUUUUAAUGAUAUUUCAGCAUCAUCCUGGUCCUGUGUCAUUGCUGUGUAUGCUGCAGUCAUCAGUCUCUGUUUGUCUAAAAUAGUCCAUGCCAGAAACUUAAAUGCAGAGCGGGCUGAAGAGGCUAAUUUAUUAUAUUUUGACAAGGACCAGCCUCAUCUGGUAAUCCAGUGUGGGUGAGUGCAUCUGGUGAAUAGUGCAUCCACUUUCUCAGAUCCAAAUUGCUCUGUUAGUUUUCAUGACCCUCUUAUCUCUGUGCUGUGUCUAUCCAUCCUGGUUUCCUUAUCACAUAAUAGGAUUGUGCCUGUAUCUUCCAAUUUCAUUUUUAUUGGCUUUCAAUGUGUGCAAUGCUGAGAGUGCAAGCAGGGAUGCAAGCCUGUCUUGCUGAGAGGUGGGGGUCACUCACCCCAAAAUGUAUUGCCUCAUCUGCAGUGCGGGAGGACUGUUGGCCGUGGCUGCUGGGUCCUCUUGCUUCUUUGGGUUUCAUUUCUGAUUUGAAUCACUACCUACACCAAGAGGAGCCUCUACCCACACGUCUACCUAUCAAGGGCUCUCUAAUUAAAAGCUUCAGAGACUUCAGAGAUGGGGUAAAGAGUGUACUAGGUUAGACGUAUCAAUAUAUAUGCCCAUUAAUCCAUGCUACCCAGUUUUUUGAACUCGUUGUUGUAUUUUUACCAUAUAUAAUAAAGGAGGAGACAUCUCAGAGACAGGAUCUUCCUGCAAACUAUAUGAAAUAGAUGUCCAGGUCAGAGAGACAUCUGACUGCUACUCACAAAGCACAAGACUACAGCAUGAGCUUGUGUUUUUUUAAAUCCAAGAGAAAUCACGCUGAAGAGAGCACAUCUAAAUGCCUCAAAUGCCGAACAAGCUUCAGUCACAAUUUAUAUCUUCCCGACAUGAGAGUCAAGCAACACUGAAACACCAAUCUGGAGAAAAUCAGGCUUCAUUAGCUCUAAUAUCCAUGAGCUACUUAAAUUCUCUGCUCCUCAGAGACUGAAAGUAAUGCAGAAGGGCAGAGCACUGUUCUUUGCUUUUUUCCUGAAUUACAGUGGGAUUUCAAACUGUUUUCAGUUUGGGCUGUGUGAAAACACUGUAAAAAGGAUGCUGUUACAGCUAUAGAAAAAUAUUUGUGUCCCUAAUCUUCCUCUUACUCUCAUUCUCUACUCAUCCUUUCCUCUUUCUAACAUCUUUGUAAAUACAAUAAUUUAGUAUUAGAUUAGCUUUUUUAUUUUUUUUUUUCAGCUGAAUUUCAAUCUCUCACUUGGUGACAGGUACUAAAUAAAAAAUCAGCCUGCCUCCUUCACCUCUGGCCCUGGAUAGCCUCAUGGAAAUCAAACUGGAACACAGUAAUAAAAAGGGAAAGAGUUACCAGAAGAAGUGUCCUCACCUUUGUAAAAAAGAACAAUUACGGUAAAAAUGUAGAUGAAACAUGUGUAUUGUAUUCAUCUCCUGAGCAGAUUAUGUAUCUGUAAUCCUGAUUAAAGGACAUGUCACUGGAAUUUCACAACACAUGCGGAAGAUAUUUUAUCUAGAACCUGAAAAACAAAAUAAUGAUCAGAAGAGGGUGCUCUCAGCUCAUGCUGCUUUGGUUUUGUUUUGAACAUGUUGGUGGCAAUCUGUAGAAUUUUUUUCUCUCAUUGUUGAGAUUAAUAAAAUGUCUUUUUGUAAAA
Molecule: messenger RNA, 9952 nt
Organism: Columba livia (rock pigeon)
Lineage: Eukaryota; Metazoa; Chordata; Aves; Columbiformes; Columbidae
Product: gamma-aminobutyric acid receptor subunit pi
Exons: 11
Coding region: 743-2068 (441 amino acids)
Biological process (GO): nervous system process; signal transduction; chemical synaptic transmission
Cellular component (GO): GABA-A receptor complex; synapse; plasma membrane
Molecular function (GO): GABA-A receptor activity; chloride channel activity; extracellular ligand-gated monoatomic ion channel activity
Source: RefSeq, a predicted model, not a curated record